AUGAAGUACUUACUCGCCGUGGAUAAGUCGAACAGCACCAAGCAUGCACUUGUGUGGAUUCUGCAACACGCCAAGCCGAUGAUCACGUUUUCCUCACUCACAUCUACCAGCUCCAACAUGCGGGGAGAAGCCCUGCUCAAGCGAUUAGGCAACACGCUCGAGAAGCACCAGGUCCCCUACACGGCCGUGAUCCGCCACGGCGACGCGCGCAAGAAGCUGCCCAGCCAGGCCAAGAAGCUGGGCGUGGACGUGAUCGUGAUGGGGCGCCGGGGCGUGACCGCCGACAAGAAGUCCCCGGUGGGCAGUGUGAGCCAGUACGUGGUCGAACACGCGCCGUGCUCCGUUGUCAUCAUCAAGGAGGACAAAGACCUGCCAUCUUCGACCGAAGAGCAAAAGCCCGAAUAA
Messenger RNA from Acanthamoeba castellanii str. Neff, 405 nucleotides. RefSeq names its product universal stress protein (USP) family protein. Bases 1 to 405 code for a protein of 134 amino acids. The transcript has 2 exons. Lineage: Eukaryota; Discosea; Longamoebia; Acanthamoebidae. The record is from RefSeq and is a predicted model, not a curated record.